AUGAAUAUUGAAUUAAACACUGAAAAACAAAAAAUAAAUAUGUUACAAACUGUUAAUACUACUAAUGAAAAUACUACUCAUAUUACAACUACAACUAUAAAUACUAUGACAACUAUAUCUACAAAUAUAAAUUCAAAAUCAAUUGAAAAUAGUUUAUAUGAAAGACGUAGAAAUUGGCGUGUACAUCAAAUGAAAUCAUGUAUGGAACCUCCAAUAAAUUAUUCAAUAACAUCAAUAUAUCAUAAAGAUAAUGAUGGAAUAAGAUUAAAUACUACUACAAAAAAAUCAGAUAUAUUACAUCAUAAAGAAAAUUGGUGGGGGAAAACUAUUAGUCAUGAACCCAGUGUAUUAAUAACUCCUUUUGCUCAAAUUUUAACUAUUCUUAAUCGUGCAAGAGAUUUCUUAUCUAAUUAUACUUCAAACUCUCCCUCUUAUUCUCCACAUGAUCCUAAUAUGUUUAACACGAAGUCAGUUGGUUGUGAUGAAAAAUAUGUUAAUUGUCUACAUCAAUUUGAUGUACAUUAUGUGAAUCAAUUAUUAAAUGAAUUUGAUUGGUGUUUGGAAGUAUUGGAUAGUUUACAAUGUAAACGUUCUGUAAGCAGUUUAACACGGAUGAAAUUACGUAGUCUUCUUAGUCAAGAGUUGGCCGCUUCAUUUAAUGAAUCAAAUGAUAAAACUGUUAAGAAAGAUUCAAUCAAAAAAUCAACCACAACAUCUUACAAUGUUCGUUUUGAUGAUUCAGCUUUUAAAAGCUCCUCUCUACUAUUACAUGAUCAAGAUAGUAAUAAUAAUAAUAAUAAUAAGUCAAAUAUAAGUCAAAUGCAAAAGCGUAAACAACAAUUUAGAAGUUGUAGAUCACAAGUUUGUGAAUACAUUUGUAAAACAUUUCUUGAAGAAGACGAUGAUGAUGAUGAUGAUGAUGUUGACAAUAAUCAUGAAGAUAACGAUGAUGAUGAUGAUAAUAAUAAUGAUGAGAACAACUCCAAAAAUACAUCAUCAUAUAAUCUAUCAACAGAAAAAACUAUUCAUUUGAAUAGUCCAAAAUCAAAACUUCGAUUCAAUGAUAAAUAUGAAAAAACAAUGGAUGAAUCUAAUGAAACAAAUGAAUCUACAACUGAUCAAAUUUCUGAACUAAGAUCUAUCUCAUCUACACAAUUCAAUGAUACAGAUGUAAUAUCUACUACAUUAAAGUUAAUGACACUAAAUAUUGAAUAUUUUGAUAAUUCAAUAGUGGAAAAUUUUAUCAUAAAUAAUCAGUCAAAUUUAGCUCCAGAUCUAUUUCAAUUAGAUCAAAUUUCUAAUCAUCAUCCUUUAAGUACACUUGGCUUUUAUUUAUUUAUGAAAACUAAUAUAUUACAAAAAUUGUCUAUACCUUCGGUGACAAUGUUGAACUGUUUAAGACAAAUUGAAUCACGAUACAAUUCAACUGCACCGUUUCAUAAUUCAAUUCAUGCUUUAGAUGUAUUGCAUGCAACUUAUCAACUAUUUCAAUGUAAUAGUUUAAAAAAUAUCUUCAGUGAUCUUGAAACGUUUGCAAUUUUCUUUGCUAGUGCUAUACAUGAUAUCGACCAUCCUGGUUUAACAAAUCAAUACCUUAUAAAUACAAAUCAUGAAUUAGCUCUAUUGUACAAUGAUAUUUCAGUCUUGGAAAAUCAUCAUUUACAUGUAGCAUUUAAAUUGAUUAAUACAGAGAAAGAAUGUGAUUUUACACAAUAUUUUACUAAUCAACAAAAAUUAUUAUUUCGUAAAAUGGUAAUCGCUUUAGUAUUAUCCACUGAUAUGAGUAAACAUAUGUCAUUAUUGGCUGAUUUAAAAACAACUGUUGAGAAACAAAAAGCAUUUCAAGGCAAUGUAAUCAAUUUGGAUAGUUAUUCAGCUCGUAUGCAGAUAUUAGAAUGUAUAAUACAUGCAGCUGAUUUAAGUAAUCCAACAAAACCAUUAAAAAUAUAUCAAGAAUGGGUUUCAAGAAUUAUGGAAGAAAUGUUUCGUCAAGGUGAUCAAGAGAAACAAUUUGGAAUUGAAAUUAGUCCAAUGUGUGAUAGAGAAACUGCAUGCAUUUAUAGUACACAAAUUGGUUUCAUUGAUUACAUAGUUUAUCCAUUAUGGGAGACAAUGGCUGAACUUCUACAUCCAGGUGUACAAGUUCUAAUGGAUAAUAUAGCAAACAAUAGAAAUUGGUAUGUGAAUGCAAAAGAGAAAGAAGAAAAAGAAGUAAAUAAAAGAAACAACAGUAUUGAUCAGUAA
Schistosoma curassoni is the source of this 2244-nucleotide messenger RNA. Lineage: Eukaryota; Metazoa; Platyhelminthes; Trematoda; Strigeidida; Schistosomatidae. The record is from the annotation of a GenBank genome assembly.